Messenger RNA from Myiozetetes cayanensis, 3603 nucleotides. It is a transcript of the gene PLEKHN1, whose product is annotated as pleckstrin homology domain containing N1. NCBI's taxonomy places the organism in Eukaryota, Metazoa, Chordata, Aves, Passeriformes, Tyrannidae. Gene Ontology annotation, molecular function: phosphatidylserine binding; cardiolipin binding; phosphatidic acid binding. Gene Ontology annotation, biological process: response to hypoxia; positive regulation of apoptotic process; 3'-UTR-mediated mRNA destabilization. Bases 1 to 2049 code for a protein of 682 amino acids. The transcript is spliced from 16 exons. The record is from RefSeq and is a predicted model, not a curated record. Gene Ontology annotation, cellular component: cytoskeleton; mitochondrial membrane.
AUGGCUACAGAGCGACUUCCAGCUCCCCACGGCUCCGGGCGCUUCCCGGCGCUUCCCGGCAUGGGGAACAUCGCGUGUGUCCCGCAGGCACCUGGGGGCUUCAGGAGCUCCUUCCGAAGGAAGCCUUCGCUGAAGAAAGCACAAAACGGCAAGAAAAAACUGCCCAGCUUUUUUGGUCUAGAAGGAGGGCAGGAGAGAGACACGACCACAGACAAAAUCCUGCAGUAUAUUCCAGCAAAGAUCAUUCAGAACCAGGAAAACCAGAAAGAAAACUUGGACCAGAGGUUCCCCAGCCUGUUCAAGAAGGGACGAAGGAAAACGACUGUCAGGAAUCUGGGAAAAAUGAUCUAUUACUCCAAGGUCAAGUUAAGGUUCCAGCACUGCCAGGAGGUCAACGACUGCUUCUUGGAGCUGUUCCAGUCCUACCUGUUCUUCCAGUCCAUGGGCUCCAAUGGACUCACCCACCAGGAGCUGCUGCCCCUGAAGGAGCUGAACGUGUGUGAGGUCGAGGCUGGGAAGGGCCCUGGGCAGCAGGAUCACCACACUUUCCUCAUCACAGGUCCUCGGCUGAACCCCCUUAUUGUGUUCUGCCCCACUGAGUCAGAGCUGAAGCAGUGGCUUUAUCACCUGGAGAAGCAGAUCCAGCUGAAUGGAGGUGGCCUUGCCUUGCCCUUCGUCCCUCAGAACGGCUGGCAGCAGAGCUCCAUGGGGAAGGACGAGCUGCGGUGGUGCAUGCAGCACAUGCCUAUCCAGGGGUGGAGUGGGACUCAGAGGGAAUCCCUGGGCCGUGUCCUCUGUGCCUCCGAAGUGAAGCUUCAGCAUCUGCCAUUCCAGGAGCAGCACGACCGGGUGUUGGUGCUUUAUGCCUCCACACUGGUGAUAAUUUCUGAAGAGCAUAACGGCUUCUGUUUUAAGGGCGAGCUGCCACUCAACGCCAUCCAGGUGCUUUUUGAAGAGAACGAGAAAACCUCCUUUUUAAUCGAAGGCCGGCUGAUCAAUUCGAUCCGGGUGAGCUGCCGCAGCUACGAGGAUUACCAGGAGUGGCUCUACUGCCUCAACACGGCCCAGUUUCGAAACGCCGACUCCUCCCUCUCCGGAUCCGAGAGUUUCUCAGGAUCAAAGCCGCCACACCCCAGCCAGUUCACCAGCAGCGGGAGGGGCUCCCUCACCUCUGACGGCCGCACGAACUCCUGGGCAUCGGGGGGCAAAGUGACCACCGUGACCCACCUGUCCCAGACCAGCGGCUCCCUGCCCGAUGGACACUCCUUCCUGCUGAUGCCUGAGGGCAGGCUGCUCGAAGAUGCCCUCUCCUCUGGCUAUUCCCAGCCCCUCCACUGCCUGGCACAAGCCAGCUGGCCAAGCACAGGGCCGCCCACACAGGACCUGCGGAGAGGGGGCAGCGCCAGGAAAUCCAAGGGCAAAUGUGGGCCGUGCAUCCAGCAGCUGCCCAGCCAGGACUCGGAGAGGAGCAUCUGCAGCCUCAUUCCCGAAAAUCCCAGCGGUGAACUCCCAUCCCCAGAGUACAACGAGCCGUACUCGGCACACAGCUCACAGCGUCACCCCUCAGCUCCCCCGUCACACCUCAGCAAUUUCCUGCAGUGCCACAGGCAGACGGGUCCAGCACAGGCAAACGGGUGCCCAGCAAUCCCUGCACCCCAGCAGCACCUCUCUCUGGAGAAAUGGAACUGCCAGCCCUUGCCCAGUGGCCACUGCAGAGAGGUGCCCACAGCUCCCACCUACAGCACCCCUGGCACCUCCCGCCGGCUCCAGCUGCGGGCACAGGCUGAAGCUGCUUACCUUGAGGAGAUCUCCUCUCUGCCAGAGGAACAUCUGGGCCCUUCACUGCACCCACCAGAUGGGAGCGUCAGCAUGUACGACCUGCCAGAUUCCAGCUGCCGGCGCCGCGACUCCGCCACCUUCCACGACUACGCCGAGCUCCAGAGCUUCCACAGUGACUUCAGCUAUGACAACCUGUGGGAAGCUGAGGGGAAGGAGCCAGGCACCCCACACACCUCCCCAUCUCCUGUCCAGCAGAUUUACCAGGUCUAAGGGAUGGUCUCCACAGCCAGGCACAGAAAGGCCACCCCCACCCCCCUGGGCUCUUUUCUCACUGGGCUUCCCUCCAGGAUGAGGAGCCCAGGGCGUACAAAGCAAAGGGAAGAGCCCUGCCCUGCAAAAGGCAUGUCCUGGCAGGCCUGGGCUUCAAAUUUCUCUCCUAAAUCUGGGGAUGGGGUCAAAGCACAGCAGCAGCAGCCCCUGUGGACACGGAGGAGCAGAGUGUGUGCUGUGCCAAGGAGAACGCUCAGGGAGCCCUGGCUGGGGAACAGCUCUGCCCCCAAAAAUGAAAAGAGGAACAAAAAGGGUCAGGCUCCCUCAGGUAAAAGGGGCUGGGUGUCCAGGGGAAGCAGUCACUCAAAGGCCAAAGAGAAGGGCUGGUUGGUGGCUGGGUUAGUUUGGUUCCUUCUCCCCAGAGCCCUCAGGCUGGUCCCUCUGCUGAUCCCCUGAUCCCUGAGAACAGCUGUUAAACCAAACCUUCCUCCACCGAGCUCUGAAGUCUGCAGGGACACACGAAACGUGUCCCAUCCUGCUAUACAAGUUUGGUAGCAAUAGCUGGUGCUCAUAGGAUUGUCUUCCUGCAAGAUCAGAGUUACUGGACAAGAGAUGGAGAACAAACCCACCAGAUCCGAGCAGAAUGGGACUUUCUUUCCAAUCUAUGCAAAAAAUUCCUUCCUGCCAGUGCUGGCUCCAGAAACCAUGGUGGGUGUCCUGUGACAUGAGGAGCCUGACACCUUGGCAGGUGGAGUCUAGAAAUGUGCUGCCAGCAAACAUGCCAGGUGACUUGUGUUCACCAAGGUCUUCCCUGGAGAGGAUGCUCUAGGGGUUCCUCCUCCUAGGGAAUGCCUCCUUUCCUCCCACUCCUCUGCACACGACUGGGCUCCCACUAAAUGCUGCCUGUGACUAUCUGGGCAGGGAGGGAAGAAAAUUCACCACAAGUCAAACUCCAGCUGAUCAAAGCAAUGCCAGUGUGGGCUGGGAUCCCCCUCUUCCCCCACCUCCAGGCCCACAGCAGGGCCAGGACACAAACAACAGGGGACAGAGUCUCAGUGCUAUUAUUCUCCAGCCUCUUAGGCCGGAUCCUUUGGCACAUAGAAGAUCAGCAGCAAAUCCGAAUGUUUUUACCUGAGGCUCCAAAUUCUUAACCUUUGUUCCCUAAAGAAGCUGCAAACCAAACACAGGAACAAACCCUCUAUUUUUGUUCUGUCACUGGUGCAAACAAAACAAUCCAGGAGCCCUUUGUACUUGAAUAUCUGCAUAUUACAUUGUAUUUUAAUUUUUUUUUUUUGGGUAUCUGACAAAGUUUACAUGUAAAGUUUGAGUGGAUUCUGUGUAUAUAACGUGUAAAUAUGGCUGAGUUAAAGACCUAUUUAAUUUUCUAGCUGUGGGUGAGGUUCAGUGCUGUGGAAUGGGCAGCUGUCUGCACAUUCACGAGUGUGUUGGUUUGGGUCUUGUAGCUGUCAUUGUUUUGUUUCAGGUUUGCUCUAUUUUGGGAAGAUUUGUAUCCAAUGACCCCAAAUUUAUCUAUUUAUUCAGAACAAAACUGCA